GCCAGGUCCUCCUGCUACAGACCUCCUCUCUGAACACCUCCUCGUCUCUGCUCGUCUCUGACACCAGCUGGACUUUCUCUCUGCUGUCAGCAUGUGAGGACGUGGCGCUAUCGCCUCUUCAUUUGGAGCAGCUCCUCCUCCACCAUGAGCAUCUUCUCCAGUUCGAUGGCGGGUCUGGGGUCGGAGGUGUGCGGCGACACCGCCUCCCUGGUCUCUUUGGAGUCGAGCGUUUUCCUCAGUGAGCGGACGGCGUCCUGCGUCAGCGACACGCUCAACUUCUUCAUCAUCAACGUUGGCGGGAGUCGCUACGUGCUGUCGCAGGAUCUGCUGGCGUCCUACCCAGAGACCCGGCUGGGGAAACUGGCCUGCUGCAGCCGAGACUCAGCGCUGGAGCUCUGCGACGAUGCCGACUUCCUGGAGAACGAAUUCUUCUUUGACAGGAACUCCCAGGCCUUCCAGUACGUGAUGAACUACUACCGGACGGGUCACCUGCACGUCAUGGAGGAGCUGUGUGAGAUCUCCUUCCUGCAGGAGAUUGAGUACUGGGGCAUCGACGAGCUCCGCAUCAACCCCUGCUGCCGUGAGCGCUACUACCGCCGCAAGGAGCAGAAGGAAAGCCUAGAGGUACAGCGGGAGCUUGAUGCCGAUGACGGGGAUGAGGACUUUGCGGGCGCCGCCUGCCCAGGCACUCGCCGCCGCCUCUGGGACGUCCUUGAGAAACCCGAGUCAUCGCGCGCUGCUCGGACCUUUGGCUCGCUCUCGAUGUUCUUCGUGGUGUUGUCGGUCAUCAACAUGGUGCUCAUCUCACUGGACUUAGGUGAGGACUUUGGAGCGGGCGGCCUCGGCAUCGGCGCUCCGCUGCUCUUCGACGCCCUGGAAUACGUGUGUGUCGUGUGGUUCACGAUCGAGCUGGCGCUUCGGUUCCUCUGCGUCAGGGACAAGUGCCGAUUCAGUCGGAGCAUUCCCAACGUGAUUGAUCUGCUCGCCAUCCUCCCGUUCUACGUGACACUGGCGGUGGAGAACCUCCACGGAGGAUCCACUGAGCUGGAGAACAUGGGCCGUGUGGUGCAGGUGCUCCGCCUCCUGAGGUCGCUCCGCAUGCUGAAGCUGGGUCGGCACUCGACAGGUUUGAAGUCUCUCGGUAUGACCAUCGCGCAGUGCUACGAGGAGGUCGGCCUUCUGCUCCUCUUCCUCGGUGUGGGCAUCUCCAUCUUCGCGACCGCAGUCUUCGCCCUGGAGCACGACCUUCCUGCCACCACCUUCACCAGCGUUCCCACCGCCUGGUGGUGGGCGACCACGUCUAUGACCACGGUGGGCUACGGGGACGUGCGGCCCGACACGGCGGUGGGUAAGGUGCUCGCCUUCCUCUGCAUCCUGUCUGGGAUCCUAAUCCUGGCGCUCCCCAUCGCCAUCAUCAACGACCGCUUCUCUGCCUGCUACUUCACCCUGAAGAUGAAGGAGGCGGCGAUACGACACGGCGAGAUGCUGAAGCGGCUGGCCCGUGGCUCGGUGGGGGAGGCGGGGCCGGGCGUGAACCUGAGGGACGCCUAUGCCCGGAGUGUGCUGGAGAUGAUGAGGCUGCACGGGCGGGAGAGGGCGAGCACAAGAAGCAGCGGGGGCGACGAGCUGUGGUGGUAGCAAGAACAGCCCCGCCCCUAUGACCUCUGACCCCUCUGAGAAACGCACACACGAUGACCCCAGCAGCAGCAGAGCCCGUGAUUGGACAGGAGGACGACAGCAGGAAGGUAGACCCAGGAAGACGAGUGUGAGCAUGCUCAGACCGUCCCGCUGUACGUUCUGUGUGUCACGUAUGUGUCCAGCAGCCCAGCAGCAGCGUGUUCCCGUUUAACUCAUGACUUUAUUUACAAAACACGUUUUCUCUCUGAACAUUAGCCCUGCCCCCAAAAUAAAACAGGCGGCGCAGAUGUCUUGCUCAUGGGCGGUCGGUGUAACUCUGCAAGUCUGAACAUUAAAAAUCCUCAGAUGAGCGCACUCAGGCUCGUUCUGAUUGGCUGUUGGGUUUGUCUUACACGUCUCAGAUGUCUAACAUUAAAUCUGUGCUUUGAUCUUAAGCUACAUUCACACGUUUCCCUCAGAGGCAAUGAAACUCGUGUUCAAUCAUCAUCGUCACGAUCAAUAAAGCUUUAUUCAAAGAUGGUUUGUGAUUCAUUUCUGUCAUGGUGUCGAUGUGGAAGGUAAAUAAAAUACAGACUCGGGGGAGGAGAUAAAGUGAAAGCUAGCCAUCAUUAUAAAAUUACUCAUUACUAACGAACAUUAGUAUAUCAUCAUCAUCAUCAUUAUUAUUAUGUCAUCAGCUGAUAUUAUAAUGUUAUUACACUAAUAUUAUUAUGUCAUUCAAUUCAAUUCAGUUUUAUCUACACAGCGCCAAAUCACAACAACAGUCGCCUCAAGGUGCUUUAUAUUGUAAGGUAGACCCUAUAAUAAUAGAUACGAGAAAAACCCAACAAUCAUAUGACCCCCUACCCCGGUACCGGUCCGUGAGUCGUUUGGUACCGGGCCCUGAGAGUUGAGGCUCGGGUGGGAAAUUUAUGGGUUUUUUUUUUAUCGUUU
Molecule: messenger RNA, 2571 nt
Organism: Pelmatolapia mariae (spotted tilapia)
Lineage: Eukaryota; Metazoa; Chordata; Actinopteri; Cichliformes; Cichlidae
Gene: kcnv1
Product: potassium voltage-gated channel modifier subfamily V member 1
Exons: 4
Coding region: 145-1638 (497 amino acids)
Biological process (GO): protein homooligomerization; potassium ion transmembrane transport
Cellular component (GO): voltage-gated potassium channel complex; membrane
Molecular function (GO): protein binding; voltage-gated potassium channel activity
Source: RefSeq, a predicted model, not a curated record